CCAACCGCAUGAACCUGGCUGGGCUCUCAUAGAAACACUAUAAAUGCUCAUACUUACUCGGUCUUACCUUACAAAGCGUCAGUAUGAGAGGCUAUCUGGUUUUAGUCAGGUUAUCUCAUUAGCUUCUCUGAAAAGUAGGCAAUGCAACUGGCAGAUGUGAAGUAGUGUAAGUGUAGCACAAGCGGAUCAGGUUCGCAUUGCCUGUUUUGAAAGACAUGUGAAAGUGGCCAUCGUUAGUACGGAAAACAUUCAAGGCAUGCAGCCCUGCACUGCACUCAGAGUUGUAUUGUCCAGCUCAAAGCUCAAGAUGACCCUUCAGAAUGGAUCAGACACAUCCGCCCGCAGCACGGCUGACCAGAACAACAACCUGCGCUGGGACCUGACCCCAGAAGAGAUCAGACAUCAGACACAGAGACUGAUCCAGCGGAUAAAGCAAGCCUAUGACUCCGUGGGCUCGCUGGACAUCGGGAAGGUGUGCUUUGAGAAUACACUGCAAGUCAUUGCAGAUGCAAAAGCAGAUUAUGCCGCUUCACGGCACGUGUUGGACUUUCCUCAGUAUGUCUCUCCAUGUAAAGAGGUGAGAUUGGCGAGCACCGAGGCUGACAAGCGCCUGUCGGAUUUCGAUGUGGAAGUGAGCAUGAGGGUAGACAUGUUUCAGAGACUCACAGCUCUGCAGGAAAAACAAUCCGGUGAUUUAUUGCCCGAGUCGGAGAGAUUCCUGAGACGACUCAUCAAAUUAGGGAAACGGAACGGAUUGCACUUGUCCAAGGAUAUACAAGAAGAGAUCAAGUCAAUCUCUAAGCAAAUAAGUGAACUCUCCAUUGAUUUCAACCAAAAUCUGAAUGAAGAAAAUACAAUGCUGUUGUUCUCGCAACAAGAGCUUGUGGGUCUUGCGGAAAGCUACGUGAACGGUCUUGAGGAAACAGAAGAUGGGCGGUAUAAAGUCACCCUUGCGUACCCCCACUACUUCCCCCUGAUGAAAAGAUGUCAUGUUCCCGAAACCAGGAGGAAGAUGGAGAUGGCCUUUCACAGCAGGUGCAAAGAUGUGAACACUGCUAUCCUGGAGCAGCUGAUUGAGUUGCGGGCAAGGCUAGCCAAACUCCUGGGCUUCAGCAGUCAUGCCAAUUAUGUGCUGGAAAUGACCAUGGCCAAAAAUUCAGAGAAUGUGGCACAGUUUCUAGAUGAGUUGUAUAAGAGGUUGAGACCAGUGGGCGAGCAGGAGCGGCAAUACCUGCUGUCACUCAAACAUGCUGACUGUGAGAGGCGGGGCUUGGAGUUUGACGGACAGCUCCACGCGUGGGACAUGCCCUACUACAUGAACCAGGUGGAACAAGUGAAGUUUGCGGUGGAUAAGGACAAACUGAUCGAGUACUUCCCUCUGGAGGUGGUGACCGAGGGCCUGCUGAACAUCUAUCAGGAUCUGCUGGGUCUGAGGUUCCAGCGGGUGCAGGACGCUCACGUGUGGCACGACAGCGUCAAACUCUACUCCGUACUGGACUCUGUGACUGGAGAAGAGAUCGGACAGUUUUACCUGGACUUGCAUCCCAGGGAGGGUAAGUAUGGACAUGCUGCAUGCUUUGGGCUCCAGCCAGGAUGUCUUGGGCCUGAUGGGAAGCGUAGGAUGCCUGUAGCUGCCAUGGUGGCCAACUUCACAAAACCCACAAGCAGCUGGCCUUCCCUCCUGCAGCACCACGAGGUGGAGACCUUCUUCCAUGAGUUUGGACACGUCAUGCACGAGCUCUGCUCCCGGACGCGCUACGCAGAGUUCAGUGGGACGCAGGUGGAGACUGAUUUUGUGGAGGUGCCGUCUCAGACGCUGGAGAACUGGGUUUGGGAGAAGGAGCCGCUCAGGAGGAUGUCCCGCCACUACAAAGAUGGCAGCCCGAUCCCAGACGAUCUGCUGGAUAAACUCAUCGCAUCUAGAGUAGCCAACACAGGUCUGAUGAACCUCAGGCAGAUUGUUCUCAGUAAAGCUGACCAGACGCUCCACACUAAAGACAGAGCGGACACUGCAGCCGAGUUCGCCAAGCACAGCAAAGACAUCCUGGGAAUCCCAGCCACACCAGGCACAAAUAUGACGGCUAGUUUCAGCCAUUUAGCCGGAGGAUAUGACGGUCAGUACUACAGCUACCUCUGGAGUGAAGUCUACUCCAUGGACAUCUUCUUCAGUCGCUUCAAAAAGGAAGGAAUCUUGAAUCCAAAGGUGGGCAGGGAAUACCGGCGUGUGCUUCUAGAAGCAGGAGGUUCAGUGGAUGGCGUGGAUAUGUUGAAGACGUUCCUGGGUCGAGAACCCUGCCAGGAUGCGUUUUUUCAGUGUAAAGGACUCACGCAAACCUUCACGGAACAAAACUCGCAGUGACUUUGCACUGUGAAAGAACAGGAAGUGAACUUCUGAAUUUACAGUAACAAUGACACGUCUGUCAUUAGUUUUCUUACUAGUUUUACUUACCUAGUGUUAUAUGGAACGAAAUGUUAUGUACUUGUUUUGUUUGUCAAGCUGCCUCAUUUCUUGUCAGUGUUGAGUUGAUGUCAUUAAUAAUCAAAUACAAAUUUUAAUAAACGCAAA
Molecule: messenger RNA, 2566 nt
Organism: Cyprinus carpio (common carp)
Lineage: Eukaryota; Metazoa; Chordata; Actinopteri; Cypriniformes; Cyprinidae
Gene: nln
Product: neurolysin (metallopeptidase M3 family)
Exons: 13
Coding region: 257-2359 (700 amino acids)
Biological process (GO): proteolysis; peptide metabolic process
Cellular component (GO): mitochondrial intermembrane space
Molecular function (GO): metalloendopeptidase activity
Source: RefSeq, a predicted model, not a curated record